Messenger RNA from Penicillium subrubescens, 1563 nucleotides. RefSeq names its product phosphatase PAP2 family protein. Gene Ontology annotation, biological process: inositol phosphoceramide metabolic process; sphingolipid biosynthetic process. Bases 289 to 1563 code for a protein of 424 amino acids. The transcript is spliced from 3 exons. Lineage: Eukaryota; Fungi; Ascomycota; Eurotiomycetes; Eurotiales; Aspergillaceae. The record is from RefSeq and is a predicted model, not a curated record. Gene Ontology annotation, molecular function: inositol phosphoceramide synthase activity. Gene Ontology annotation, cellular component: inositol phosphoceramide synthase complex.
AUUUAAUUAAUCUUCACCUUGAGAGCUUUUCGACCUCACGGCCACCGCGACGCCUUGCAUACAGACCGGUUCACCCACCACCACCUAAUCCAGACAAUCCUCUCUCAUACCGGUCUGUUGACAAGCAACUCGCUGCCAACCCUCCCUGUCGAAAUUCUUUCCGUCUCAUCCCGCGCGAUCUAUCCCUCGACGCCUGUUCCCGCCUACUCCCCUCCUCACUCUCUCCCUAUCUUCCACUACGAGUGAUCCCAAGAGUCUGUCUCCGCCAGGAGACUAGCGCCGAACAAAAUGAAUACCUUCCCAUCAUGGAAGGAUCGCACGCAGAACCAGUUCGGCAAGCUUCAGAUCCAAAUGCCAUGGCGCUCCUUCCAGAUGCUCGUACCGCAUCGCAUGCGCCGCAAGAUCCGCUCAAAGCUUCGAAGCCGCAUAUCACCAACCUCCUCCAUCUCGACUCUGCAAACCUCAUUCUCACCUGUCGAUACCCUUCGAUCGCUCCAGUCUCAUCGCUGGACUAUGUAUGACUUCCAGUACCUGCUACUCCUGAUCCUCGGCUUCUUCUCCUUGACGAUCAUCCAAUCCCCUGGCCCGUUGGGCAAGACCUCGAUCGCGACUCUCCUCCUCUUCUCCCUUCUCCUGCCUAUCACCAGGCAGUUCUUCUUGCCAUUUUUGCCCGUUGCGGGUUGGCUCAUCUUUUUCUAUGCGUGCCAAUUCGUUCCUAGCGACUGGCGUCCCGCUAUUUGGGUCCGGGUGUUGCCUGCUAUGGAGAACAUCCUCUAUGGUGCCAACAUCAGCAAUAUUCUGUCUGCCCACCAAAAUGUGGUGCUCGAUGUGCUGGCCUGGAUUCCCUAUGGUCUGUGCCAUUACGGUGCUCCCUUUGUCGUCUCCUUGAUCCUCUUCAUCUUCGGACCCCCCGGAACAACCCCCUCUUCGCCCGCACUCUCGGAUACAUCACUGGUCUUUCCUUGCUCGCCUCCCUGGUAUGAGAACCUGUACGGUCUCGCUCCGGCCGAUUAUUCCAUGCAGGGUAACCCGGCCGGUCUGGCCCGGAUCGACAAGCUGUUGGGCAUUGACCUGUACACUUCGGGCUUCAAACAGUCUCCCGUCGUCUUUGGUGCUUUCCCCUCGCUCCAUGCUGCGGAUUCAACUUUGGCCGCUCUGUUCAUGAGCCAUGUCUUCCCCCGGUUGAAGCCCCUCUGGGUUACCUACACCCUCUGGAUGUGGUGGGCUACCAUGUACCUGUCUCACCACUAUGCUGUGGAUCUGGUCUGCGGUGGUCUGCUCGCGACCGUGGCCUUCUACUUCGCCAAGACCCGCUUCCUCCCCCGUAUCCAGUCCGACAAGAUGUUCCGCUGGGACUACGACUACGUCGAGAUUGGUGAUGCGUCCCGUGAAUUCGGUUACGACCUCGCCAGUCUGGAUGGUGACUUUACUCUGGAUAGCGACGAAUGGACUGUGGGCUCUUCGUCCUCGGUCAGCUCGGGUUCUCUGAGCCCCGUUGACGACCACUACACCUGGGAGAGCGAGACUCUGACUUCGAACCACGACCUCGAGGCCGGUCGCUGA